Molecule: messenger RNA, 1109 nt
Organism: Gigantopelta aegis
Lineage: Eukaryota; Metazoa; Mollusca; Gastropoda; Neomphalida; Peltospiridae
Product: neurogenic protein big brain-like
Exons: 6
Coding region: 1-954 (317 amino acids)
Biological process (GO): transmembrane transport
Cellular component (GO): plasma membrane
Molecular function (GO): water channel activity
Source: RefSeq, a predicted model, not a curated record
AUGACUGAUGGCGAUGAUAAUGACGACGAUGGUGAUAAUGAUGAUGAUAGUGAUGAUGAUGACGAUAAUGAAGACGAUGAUUCAUUUGCGUGCUUACUGAGGUUCAAGCACGCUGUGUUUGGCAUGAUUACUCCCGCCAAGUGCCACAAAGACCUGGGAAUCACCCUACCUGACGAAGCGAUGACCAUAUGGCAAGGACUUGGCCUGGAGAUUCUGCUGACCUUUUUGCUGGUCUUCACGAUAUUUGCCACGGUCGAUAAAAACCGGAAGGAGAUGGGAAGCAAAGCCUUCGCGAUUGGCUUAGCCCUUACAGUGUGCCAUCUAGCGGGAUACCGUUUUACCGGAAGUUCCAUGAAUCCGGCCAGAUCUCUGGGUCCGGCGUUUGUCAUGAACCGAUGGAAGUUUCACUGGAUUUACUGGGCGGGGCCAUUGAUUGGCGCGGUUUUCUCCUGUCUGCUGUAUGAAUAUAUAUUUGACCCCAGUAGGGGACGCAGAAAACUCCCUGUUGCCGACACGACGCCAAUAUACUCUCAUCCAACUGAUGACAUUAGCUCACCUAUUCAUUCAUUUCCUUCCGGCCUCACCACACCAACGUACACCAACAGCAGUGACCAUCAAUAUGGCAACCAUGUCGACAACCACCUCGUCGAUCGCCCAGCGAACAUGUCUUCGCCGAACCCUGGCGUCAACUAUGGGAACUACCCCAUCCCGGACGAAGAUUUAGGGGUAGGGAACACUUACGCCGGCCAGAGUUUGGGACGAAGACAUUACAGCACGUGUUAUAUGCCCGUGGACACUACGAACAACGGGGCGGAGAAUCAUGCAUAUUCAUUCGACAGCCACCCGAGACGUAUUCCUCCGCCGCCUCCACCGCGCAUGUCACGUCCGCCGGAAUUUCCGCCUGAGGAAAUUCUUCUCAACGACGUUAGAGUUGAUGCGUACUCAAAGAGUUAAGAUGAAAUGUAUAGCAUUAUGCUGACCGGUCAGAAGGCAAUAGGUAAACAGAUGUCAUUGAGCCAGCUUCUGGAAACAUAAACUUUUACGUCAUUACCAGUGUGACAAUCACGUAAACCCAUGACGUAUGGGCGUACGACCCGGGGAGGGGGGGG